GACCUUUACCUUGAUUUAAUAACUAGAAACGACCCUUACCUAGCUGUUGUCCUAUCACUAGCACCAGCCCCAAGAUACUCUAGCUGACUGCAUGAAGUUGCUCAAACCAGAAUGGGUGUGCCGUGAAGGACGUCCUAUCUUCUCAGUCCACCUCCACCCGGAUGGAUCACGGUUCGCUACUGGAGGUCAAGGUCAAGAUUGCGGCCUCGUCAAUAUUUGGAAUAUGGCACCGAUACGAAACGAGAUUGAUGAAGCGAACGAAAACGUUCCAAAAUGUCUGUGUGAAAUGACCAAUCACCUUGGCUGUGUGAAUAGUGUCCGCUGGUCAUGUGAUGGGAAAUCAUUAGCAAGUGGUGGAGACGAUGCGUUAGUCAUGAUCUGGCAAAUCAAAUAUCAAGGAUCCUCGACCUCGUUUGGUGGCACCAACCACGAGCAAUGGGGGUGUGUCAAUAUGCUACGAGGGCACAGCGGAGACAUACUGGGUGUGGCCUGGUCACAUGAUCAGAAGUAUCUAGCAUCGUGCAGUGUCGACAACACAAUCAUUAUCUGGAACGCAAAAGACCUACCUCAAAAGGUCACCCUCAUUACCGGCCAUGAGGGGCUGGUGAAAGGACUGAGCUGGGAUCCUGUCGGCAAGUACAUGGCGUCACAAUCUGACGAUCACUCAGUGCGGAUAUGGCGCACCAACGACUGGAAGGAAGUCAAGCAAAUCAGAGAGCCUUUUAAGAAGUGCGGAGGUACUACGCAUGUGCUGAGGCUUAGUUGGUCUCCAGAUGGCAAGUUUAUAGUGACCGCCCACGCUCUCAACAACGACGGACCUACCGCGCAGAUUAUCGAGAGAGGAGAUUGGAAAACCGGAAUUGAUUUUGUUGGUCAUCGGAAAGCAGUGGAAGUGGUUUCGUUUAAUCCUCACCUGUUUGUGAAGAAGGAUGGAGUUGAUCAUCACGGCUGUAUAGCUCUGGGCAGUCGAGACAGGUCUCUAUCAGUGUGGCUCACCAAUCUCAAGCGUCCUCUUGUCGUUCUUCACGACCUCUUCACCGAUUCAAUCCUCGAUUUAUCGUGGUCUAAAGAUGGCUAUGAGCUGAUAGUGUGCUCAACAGAUGGCUCAGUGGCAUACCUCAAAUUCACUGCCAAAGAACUUGGAGCGAAAGUUUCUGAGCAAGCUCUAGAUGAAAUCUUCAUGGCCACAUACGGCUCGCAACGUGCUGCCAAGAAUCGCAAUGCCAACACAUCCACGAUCUUGAUAGAAGAUCCCACCAUGCUCAAGCUUGUAGACCAACAAGAAACGGUCGUUAAAGGAGCAAUGACAUCCACCCCUCUCAAGAAGACACUCAACAAGAGCCUGGAAAUGGUGUCAACAACUGCAGCAAUUGCAAGCAUUACGAAACAGAUUGAGACAAAAACAAGUGAUGGAAGACGACGGAUAACUCCUGUGACACUGACCACCCAACCCAGCUCUGUGUCUGGUGCCCCCCUACCCUUCACCUCGUUCUCCCCCAAACAGAACAAAGGGGUCAUAAUGGAUCCCUCCCCCCCAGCAGGGGGCGGUAAAAAACCCUCACCACAGAGCAACAACCCCUCAAUCAAGAGCCCACCCCCUAAGCCGAUGCGCUUCGAACCUCUAUCUCCAAUCAACGAACCCAAGCAGACUGAAGUUGCCGAGUCAUCAAAAAGUGGUACCCUCAAGAGAACAUUAGAUACAGUUGCUAUUCCAAAAGCAAAGAAACUAAAAUUGAAACGAUCUAAAGUUUCGACCACAGUGGAAGCCAGUAAACCAAGCACACCUCAGAAGCCAUCCAGCCUCUCUAGUAUAGCCAAACACAGUCAAGUGUCGCUACCUGUGCCUGAUGUGGAGGGCGUACUAACACUGGUUGUGUCUAACGGGCUUCAAGACAAAGACUCAAUGGUGGUGCAAAUUAACAACAAUGCCUCGUCAAAAAAUAUCAUAAAGUGUUUGAAGAAUGAUGCGAUUAUUUGGUCUAACGGUUUACCAACAGCAGCCGUGGUUGCCGGUGGUAACAGUGUGGUGACAUGCGUUGUGUGUAGCGACAAAUCUGUACACAUGUACUCAAGUCAAAGUGGCCGCCUACUAUUGCCGACCUUUCACCUCUCUUCUCCCCCACACGCUCUCAAAGUGGAGUCCAGUUUUGUGCUGGUUAUUUGCUCUAAUGCUACUGCCACUGUCUGGGACGUGGACUCAUUCAAAGCAACUGUCAGAGAGGCAAGCUUCUCUCAUUUAGUUCAAGACGGCAAAAAAAACUUGCCCCUGGAGAGUGUUGACCUCACAGCUACUGGAGUGCCUGCUAUUUCCAUCAAAGGAACUACCUACGUCUAUCACAACGACAUGUGCGUGUGGCUGGAGGCUUGCACCAGAAUGGAGACAUCAGAAAUCCAUCUCUCUGAUUCUGUGGUUAGUCUGGAUUAUACGCUGCCAUUGAGAACUCUACAGAAAUCAUCUGGCCUCACUCGAACAGACACUGUCGGUCAAAUGUUGUCAAGUCUCCGCAACCCGUCCUCAGUGGCAGGUAGUCUGUCGUAUCUGGAGGCCCAGGUGUCGCGCUCCUACCUGAUGCAGUCCCCCCUGGAGUACUCACACUGGAGCACUACCUAUGUACGCUACCUCGUGAGAGAGGAGCAAGAGUUGAGACUGAGGGAGUUCUGUGGGCAGUUCACAACACCCUCAGGGCAGGAGGGCAAAGGUCAAGUACUGGGACUGACGAAACAUUCUCUCCUUAGAAACUUUCUGUCUAUUAUUGCGGGGAAUGCACGAUUGCAGAGACUGUAUGCUGAACUGAGAGACUCUUUAGAGUAAUGAAUGUUUGUUGCUAGCUAAGAAAUAUUGCUGUCAUUUUUUUGUUGUUUGUUAUUGUUGAUAAAAUAUUAAUGUCUUUGUGAAAUAGAUAA
Molecule: messenger RNA, 2904 nt
Organism: Halichondria panicea
Lineage: Eukaryota; Metazoa; Porifera; Demospongiae; Suberitida; Halichondriidae
Product: protein HIRA-like
Exons: 2
Coding region: 92-2812 (906 amino acids)
Biological process (GO): chromatin remodeling; regulation of DNA-templated transcription; DNA-templated transcription
Cellular component (GO): chromatin; nucleus; HIR complex
Molecular function (GO): nucleosome binding; protein binding
Source: RefSeq, a predicted model, not a curated record